AUGGCUGACUCGACGGAUACUGCUGGCGGCUCAAUGUCGCGACCUUCGACCUCAAUGCGCGGCACCUCUCCCAAUACCAACGCUUCCUCACACACAGUCAUUGCGCCAGCUACAAAUGACUCCCCGACACGCUCGUCGCAACAACCACGGCGAGGCACGGGCUUUGAGAGCAGCUUCCUUGAAGCUGCACCCAUGGACCAUACCGUCGCUCCCGACGACAACGUUUCCGAAGCCGCUGUGAGGCAGCACCUGAAAGAUGUCGAGUCGAGCUUCCUCCCGGUGCUUUCUCCCAUCCCAACAGCCCCCUCCAACGGCGAGCCCGCAACCGACGACACAUUUCUCUUUGACUCGCCUCAAAAGGUCGACCUGCCACCCCUCCAGCCCGUCCACCACAGCGAGGAGCCAGACACCACCACCGUCAGCAACACCACCUCCAACCUUGAGGCAUUUGACUCGUCCCCUACUGCGGCCGCCGCUGCCCGCACCGUAUCACGCGCCGUGAGCAUGGCCAGCAAUCCCACGCUACAGAUACCCGAUACAGAAGACAACAAUGGCGCAGUCGGCGACGAGUCGUUUGCCUCGAGCGCGGACCACAAUGACAGUCGCUGGUCCCAAUCUCAGCGGACUGAUCGUCUUGAUGCUGGUAGCACACCAGGAUUUGCGCUGCGUACCAAGCGUCCAAAAUACUUGCGCAGCCGAUUUGGUAGUCAGCGAUCCUCGACCUCUUCCUUCAUCACUAACGCUGAGUCCUUUGAUGACGGUGAUCUCACCUCGAACCACGACAUCGAUUUGGCGCUGCAGUCUGGUGGCGUCAUGCCCUCCAUGGGAAGGCCACCAUUACCGGGCCACAUGAUGCCACGCACAGUCAGCAUUGGCAGCAUCGUCUCUGGUAUGGGCAUGGAUGAGGAUUUUGGUGAUCUGUCCCAGCCGCUAGAGUCUUUGCCCGAGAUCGAGAGUCCUAUCCGAGCUAAAAGCUCUCGAUUUGACCCGCUCAAAACGCCCAAGCCCUCAAGAGAGAACCUAAACGCCGCCCCGACAGACACCGUCAUCGCGCAGCAUGUGAAAAACGUCCACGUCCCAGAGUCACUGGCCAAGGAGUAUAAGUUUCGAUCUGGCCUGGAAACCCCCUUUCGGCCGACGAGUAACAAUGCAGGCGCUGGCACGAUACGUAGUGGCAAAAGUCUUACCCUCAAAGAGCAGAGCAGCACAAUCGAGAAGCUUUCAAAAGAAAAUUUUGACCUGAAACUCAAGGUCAUGUUCCUGAGCGAUCGUCUGGACAAGCUAUCAGAGGAAGGAGUCAAGGAAAUGAUUUCAGAGAAUGUCGAACUCAAAACAACUUUGGCCGUGCUGCAGCGUGACAACAAAGUUCUACGAAAACGCGUCAAGGAGCUCGAGAAGCGCAUUAAGGAAGACGAAGAGCGACCUAGCACCGGUGGAUCCAGCAACGACCAAGCAAGCCGUCUCAACGAACAGGAAACCUGGGAGCGCGAGCAGGAGCUCAUUUUUCUUCGGGAACGCGUUGAGACGUACGCUACAGAGAUUGAGAAGCUUCGAAGCGAACGCAUGAAUAAGGAGUCUGAAAAGAAGAAGCUUGCCGAUAUUGUUAAGAGCCUUAGCGAGCGUGCUGGCGAAAAGAUUGAUCGUCAAGAAGAAGCAGACGUCUGGAGAGACCUGCUAGAGCAGGAAACCGCCCAUCGCGAGCAGACAGAGGACGACAAUGUGAAGCUACGCGAUGAGGUUUUCAGGCUAAAGAAGGAAAUGGCUGCCAUGCAAAGUGGCCACACUACCAACAUCUACAGCAUUACCAAACGUCAGCGCGAUCGUGCAAUCUCGCCGAACAAAUCGGCAGAUGUAGAAAGCUCAAAUGCUGGUUUUAGCGCUGCUAGCACUCUUGUCGACGAACUCAGACGAGAGAGCGAGAAGCUGCGCCAUGAAAACGCAGAAUUGCGCCGUGAAGUCGGCGCGCAGACUUCGAUGCUGACAUCACGCAACCGCGAGAAGGAUCGUCUACAGCAGGAGAUUGAGGAUCUCAAAAUCUCGCAAGGCCGUAGUGGUGCCGCCUCAACCGCCGACAGUAUUCUUGAACGCUCCGCGUCCAGAGCUGGCGCUCGUUAUGAGUCUCCCUCCCACGUGAGCGUCCGUACUCUGCCCACCGCAGUGGAGGAUGCCGAGCGCGAAGACUUGGAGGACAGGCUGGCAGAAGCCAGAGAUCGCCUGAGCGAAGUCAAAAUGCACAACCAAGAACUGCAACGCGAGCUGGACUCUUGCAUGAACGAUUUCGAGAUGGUGGUCACCGGAAAGCGCGAGGCGGAAAAUGCGGUCGUUUCUUUGCAAGAAGAACUCGAUGUCGCCUUGAAUGACUUGGUGGCACUGCAAGCUGAGCGCGAUACCGUUCUUCAAGACUACGGUGAACUGGAAGAAGAGUUCAAUAGGCUGCGUGACGAAGCACAGAUAGAAGUCGACACAAUGGAUGAGGAACUCGCCCUAAGGGCUAGAGAAAUUGAUUCACUGCAGGCUGAUCUCACCGACCGCGCCGAAAAUUUUGACGCCUUACAAUCCGCGAUGCGCGAUAUGAGCACCUCACUUGUCGGUUUGGAGGAUGAACAAAACAAAAAGGUUCGACGAAUCCAGCAGCUUGAGGCUGAGGUCGAGUCUUCCAACCGCGAACUGGAGGCAUACGAGCUGAAGCUCAACGAAGAAUUAGAAAAGAACCGUCGUCUGGCGGUGCAGCAAGAAUCUUCUCAGGGCGAAAUUGCCUUUUUGCGCGAGGAGCAGGAAGCCGACAAGAUUCGUAUCGGCGAUCUUGAAGCAGCAAUUGCCAACGCUGAGCAAAGCUUGCGCGAUGAAAAGGACAGAGCCAAGGAACUCGACGAGCGGCUGCAGCAAGAGCGCGCGCAGCGCGAAAUGGUGGCGAACCAGGAGAAGGAGGAGGUACAGCAGUUUGUUAAUGAGCUAAACCGCGAGGCCUCUUCUGCUCAAGAUGAAGCCCGAAGACUGCGUAAGAGCUUGUCUUCGCGCGAAGUCGAGGCGACUGCCUGGAAGGAGCGCCUGCAGGAACUAGAGAAUAACUUGCGCGUCACACUUGGAGAUCUUAACGGCACACGAUCGUCUCUCCUCGGAUCGAUUGCUAGGAUCCAACGAGACUUGGAGAAUACUGUUCGGGAACUAGACCUUGCCAAGGCGUCAGUCGUUGAGAAAGACCGCCUCAUCAAGCAGCGUGACUCGUUGCUUGAAUCGCUCGGGUUGGAAAGCCAGAAGACCGCCGAGCUGCUGGAGAAGGAAAGGCUCGCCCAUCGACACACAAAGUCUGACUUUGAGACAUUCCAACGGACACAUCAGCAUCUGUCUCGCACUGCCAGCACGCAGGAUGUCCGCAUCGCCGAGCUCGAAAGCACGCGUGGCCAGGAGCGACGCAAGCUGGCGACGCUGGAGCAGAACGCACGCGAGCAGCUGAUGGAGCGCAACGAGCUUCUGCUGCAGCUCUGGAAACGCCUCAGCGUCCUGUGCGGCCGCGAAUGGGCACACAGCCACACCUUGGUUGACAAGCAAGCCGUGCCGAGCGUGGAAGUUGUCUCGAGCCGCCUGCCAGGCUUUACCAAGAACCUGAUGGCCGCGAUCAAGAUGAUUGAGAACAUGCUCAAGUCUUUCGAGUCCAAGAUUAACUCGGUGGAGCGCGAUCUCUCGCGCGAGUAUCAGGCGCUGGAAAAUAACCUCGAGUCGCGCACCAAGCGGCUCGACCGCGUUGAAACGCUGGUACGCACGCAGAUUGCGGCGGGCGCCAUGGGCUCCAUGACGUCGCAGGAGCUCAAGGGCCGGCUGUCGCGCGUCGAGUACGCAUACCAGAAGCUCAAGGUUGAGUACGAAACGCUCAAGACGGCCACGAGCGUACGUGCGCGCGCCGCGGCGCACCACACCGGCAGCGAGUCGCCCAGGUCCGGCAGCGCGGGUGGUUCGCCGUCGCCGGCUGUCCACCGCGGACCCGGCGAGCGCGACAAGGAACGUGGAGGAUCGAGGUCCUCCAGAGAAAGUCGCAUUCCUGCGAUGGCUCAUCACCGCAGUAGCCAGGCGACACCGACCUCGGCCGGCGGGUCGGACGCGGCGGCUCUCGUUGAGCUGCCUAAGGGAGGUAGUGAGGGUGCGAGCGCGGGCGUGGGCGGCCCCAAGGACACGUCCCUGAUGAUGCGGCUCAAGGCACUCGAGUCAAAGCUAAGCAGGGAGCGGGAGAAGAGAGACCAAGAGAGGGACGCGGCGAGACAGCGCCUUGGGGACCUGGAGGAGGAGAACAAAGGCCUCCGAGGCAAGAUUCAACGGAGGCAGAUGGCGGAGUAG
Molecule: messenger RNA, 4329 nt
Organism: Beauveria bassiana ARSEF 2860
Lineage: Eukaryota; Fungi; Ascomycota; Sordariomycetes; Hypocreales; Cordycipitaceae
Product: microtubule associated protein
Exons: 1
Coding region: 1-4329 (1442 amino acids)
Cellular component (GO): microtubule organizing center
Source: RefSeq, a predicted model, not a curated record